CACUCGUUCGGCGGGUGGCGGUAAUGCGUCUGGAGGCUGCUUGAAACCUCAACCGCAAGGAAGGAAGCAGAAGCAGCAGCAGCAGCAGAACCUCCGCCUCACGUCAUUUGUGUUUAAUUGGAUCGCAGUAACAGGAAUUUCGGAACGUUUCCACACCAAAUGUUGUUUAUUAGUAGCAGGGGCAUGUCGUAAACUGCGGGAAAGUCGUUAACGUGGAUAGUAGGACUCCUGCAUGAGUCAAGUUCCCUUCUUCAGACGAUGGCCACGCCGACCAAGACGCCGCCCGGCGCAGACCCGAAGCAGCUGGAACGGACCGGCACCGUUCGGGAGAUCGGCUCACAGGCGGUGUGGUCGCUGUCCUCCUGCAAACCAGGUUUCGGCGUGGACCAGUUGAGGGACGACAACCUGGAGACAUACUGGCAAUCGGACGGAUCCCAACCGCAUCUGGUCAACAUCCAGUUUAGGAGGAGGACCACGGUGAAGAUGUUGUGCAUUUACGCCGACUACAAGUCGGACGAGAGCUACACGCCGAGCAAGAUCUCCGUCAGAGUGGGGAACAACUUUCAUGACUUGCAUGAAGUCAGGUUGGAGAUGGUGGAGCCCAGCGGCUGGAUCCACGUGUCGCUCCUGAACCAGCGGACCAACGAGCCCGUCCGGACGUUCAUGAUCCAGAUCGCCGUGCUGGCCAACCACCAGAACGGCCGAGACACGCACAUGCGCCAGAUCAAAGUGUACACGCCGGUGCAGGAAAGCUCCGUGGGGAAGUUCCCACCGUGCACCACCGUGGACUUCAUGAUGUACCGAACCAUCAGCCAAUACCAGUGAGUCGACGCAACAAUCCAUGACAGCAAAAAGCUUGCGGCCGCGUCAAAAAGUUAACGAGAGGCUCGAUCGAGUCACCGACCGAUCGGACGGGACCCGAAGAGGGACAAGAUCGCAGCGGGGAUGGCGAACAUUUGGACGGCGGCUGAGUCUGAGUUCCUCGUUUCGAGCAGCAGUAAGUCUUCAUC
Messenger RNA from Phycodurus eques (leafy seadragon), 1010 nucleotides. RefSeq names its product anaphase promoting complex subunit 10 (gene anapc10). Gene Ontology annotation, cellular component: anaphase-promoting complex. The coding region runs from base 259 to 825 and encodes 188 amino acids. Gene Ontology annotation, biological process: anaphase-promoting complex-dependent catabolic process; protein K11-linked ubiquitination. Lineage: Eukaryota; Metazoa; Chordata; Actinopteri; Syngnathiformes; Syngnathidae. The transcript is spliced from 6 exons. The record is from RefSeq and is a predicted model, not a curated record.